GCGGCAGCAAGAUGCCCAGCGCACUGUGCAGACCCGGGGCUCUCCGAAAGCAACUCCGUCCUGCUUGAGCGAGGCUGCUGUUUCCAAAGCUCCCUCAAGCCAAGGAAAAGCCUGAUCUGUCUCACUGAACCACUCGGGCAAGGAGUGACGGUCUUCUCAACGUUGCCCUCUAGCGUUGGUCUGGAGAAGUACUACCCCUGGAUUCCCGGGGACACAGUGCAGCACCAUGGGAUCUAACAGCAUCCCGCAGGACCUCCGCUCCUCCGUCUCCGACUAUGUCAACUAUGACAUCAUCAUCCUGCAUUACAACUAUACGGGAAAGCUGAACAUAAGCACCGACAAGGAGAAUGGCAUUAAACUGACUUCGGUGAUGUUCAUCCUCAUCUGCUGCUUUAUCAUUCUGGAGAAUAUCUUUGUCUUGUUGACCAUUUGGAAAACCAAGAAGUUCCAUAGACCCAUGUACUAUUUUAUUGGUAACCUGGCUCUCUCAGACCUGUUGGCAGGAGUGGCUUAUGUGGCCAACCUGCUUUUGUCUGGGGCCACCACCUACAAACUUACCCCCGCCCAAUGGUUUCUGCGGGAAGGGAGCAUGUUUGUGGCCCUGUCUGCCUCCGUGUUUAGCUUGCUAGCCAUCGCCAUUGAGCGCUACAUCACAAUGCUGAAGAUGAAACUCCACAAUGGCAGCAACAGCUUCCGCUCCUUCUUGCUGAUCAGUGCCUGCUGGGUCAUCUCGGUCAUCCUGGGCGGCCUGCCCAUCAUGGGCUGGAACUGCAUCGGCACGCUGCCCAGCUGUUCCACUGUGCUGCCACUCUACCACAAGCACUAUAUCCUCUUCUGCACCACCGUCUUUACUCUGCUUCUGCUCUCCAUCGUCAUCCUAUACUGUAGAAUCUACUCUUUGGUUAGGACUCGGAGCCGCCGUCUGACCUUUCGAAAGAAUAUAUCCAAGGCCACCCGGAGCUCUGAGAAGUCACUGGCGCUACUCAAGACAGUGAUUAUUGUCCUGAGUGUCUUCAUUGCUUGUUGGGCUCCCCUCUUCAUCCUGCUCCUGCUAGAUGUGGGCUGCAGGGUCAAAACCUGCGGCAUCCUCUUUAGAGCUGAGUACUUCCUGGUGUUGGCUGUGCUCAACUCCGGCACCAACCCCAUCAUCUACACUCUGACCAACAAGGAGAUGCGCCGGGCCUUCAUCAAGAUCAUGUCCUGCUGCAAGUGUCCUAGCGGAGACUCCACUGGCAAAUUCAAGCGACCCAUCAUAGCUGGUGUGGAAUUCAGCCGCAGUAAAUCCGACAAUUCCUCCCAUCCCCAGAAAGACGAUGGGGACAACCCAGAGACCAUUAUGUCUUCUGGAAAUGUCAACUCUUCUUCCUAA
Orycteropus afer afer is the source of this 1369-nucleotide messenger RNA. RefSeq names its product sphingosine-1-phosphate receptor 1 (gene S1PR1). Gene Ontology annotation, cellular component: membrane. Gene Ontology annotation, molecular function: sphingosine-1-phosphate receptor activity. Gene Ontology annotation, biological process: sphingosine-1-phosphate receptor signaling pathway; angiogenesis. NCBI's taxonomy places the organism in Eukaryota, Metazoa, Chordata, Mammalia, Tubulidentata, Orycteropodidae. The record is from RefSeq and is a predicted model, not a curated record.